Alternaria burnsii is the source of this 1677-nucleotide messenger RNA. RefSeq lists its product as uncharacterized. The transcript has a single exon. NCBI's taxonomy places the organism in Eukaryota, Fungi, Ascomycota, Dothideomycetes, Pleosporales, Pleosporaceae. The record is from RefSeq and is a predicted model, not a curated record. Bases 1 to 1677 code for a protein of 558 amino acids.
AUGCGCCUCUUACAGCGUCAAGAUAAUGACAGUUUCCGGCUUGUCUAUCGCGUUGAUGAACAGAUACCGCCUUACGCAAUCCUUUCGCACACCUGGGGAAGUGAAGAGGACGAAGUUACCUUUAAAGACGUGGUUGAUGGUACAUACAAAAAGAGAAAAGGUUAUCGGAAACUCCAGUUUUGUGCGAAACAGGCAGCUGAAGAUGGUUUAGACUUCUUCUGGAUCGAUACAUGUUGUAUCGAUAAAUCUAGCAGCGCAGAGCUUCAAGAAGCUAUUGGCUGCAUGUUCCGUUGGUAUAGGGAUUCGGCAAAAUGCUACGUCUAUCUUGAAGACGUUUCGAAUGAGUCACUUAUGUAUUGGGAUGAUCGUGAGCAUGAUUACUCGUUGCAAUUUCAAGAGAGCAGGUGGUUUACCAGGGGAUGGACACUCCAAGAGCUCCUUGCACCAAAAGACGUCAAGUUUUAUACCAAACAAGGUGGUCUGAUCGGAAGAAAGUCGGGCAUGGUUGAUUGGAUCGCCGAAAUCACGGGUAUUCCUACGGAUGCUCUGCAGGUUACACCGCUGUCGCGCUUUGGUAUCGACCAGAGAAUGAAGUGGUCAGAGGGACGGAAGACAACGCGUCAGGAAGAUCUGGCCUAUUCGCUACUAGGCAUAUUUGACAUACACAUGACACUCUACUAUGGUGAGGGCAGGGAAAGAGCGUUCGAGCGACUGAAAAAAAAGAUAAGAAAAUCUCAACACGUCGAUGGCUCCAGUCUUCAGCAACCAGAGCCCAUCGCCCUUCGGUCUGACCAUUUCGGAUAUGUUUUGCAUAGCUCCACAAUGCUACACGAGACAGACUAUCAGUACAGUCUUCUGAUGGGCAAUGACUCGAACGAGACUGGAAAGCCAGAUCUAUGCGCAGUGAAGAGAGGUGAUACCAACUUUAAAAACCUUGAAGUCAACCUCCUCUAUGGAGCUUACGAUUACCAGAAAUUCGUCCUCAGGAUCGCGAUACCGAAUUUCACACCAAUGCGAGAACAUUGGACCAUGGCCGGACAAAUGAAUCCUGGACCAAUGGAUUUCUUCCUCGCAGACUGGAGUGGCGAUGGUACUUUGGAUCUUGUCAUGAUCAAGAAGUCCUACACUGGUACACAAGUUCGUAUAUUUUCUGGUGCCGACAAGUUGCAGACAAUCUUGUUUGAAGGUGAAACAAAUCUCGGUAAAACGGACCAUACAUGGACUUUUGGCAUGGGGAAAUGGGGUGAGGGCGAAAAACCGGAUUUGAUCGCGAUCAAGAAGUCCAGUACUCUAACCAAGACCACUGAAGUGUACAUCUUGAAGGGCGAUGAUCGCUUCAGAAUCGCCAAACUGCAAACUCAGACUGCCCUACACGAGACAGAUUCGAAAUGGGACUUUGUUGUCGCUGACUGGAAUGGAGAUGGAAAGCCUGAUCUAGUCGCCAUCAAAAAGAGCGAGACAGCUACCAAAUGCACAGAGGUGCAUGUGUUAUCUGGGGCAUCUUCGUUCCAAGAAUUCAGCUUACGAGCGGAAACGCCGUUAUUCAGAAGCCACGGCCUAUUCGAGUUUGCAGUAGCGGAUUGGACUAGAAAUGGAAAGUCGGAUUUGAUUGCAUUCAAGAAGAGGGAAACCGAGACUGGUAACACAGAGGUGCAUGUCAUGAGUCAGCUGGUCUAA